AUCCGAGGUCUAGAAAACAAAAGAAAAUGGUGUCCAAGAUUUUGAAGAAAACCGCAUUCGACAAAAAUCCCAUGUCCACCAAGGGGUGUCGUGGCAUAAGGCAGCGCCACCGCCGCAACUGCUCCGUUAUAAAGGCCGCAGCUGCUGCCUCCUCUAUCGUGCUCACCCGCAUUGGCUCCAAAGGAUUUAAGAUCGUUCAAAAAACCCAAACCCGAGAGGGUGAACCUGAAUCCGAAUUAUCCCGGGAACGCCGUCCGCUCCCGCCCCUGACUUCGCCGGAGAAGCGGACCGUGUUUCUCGAUCUCGAUGAGACACUGGUCCAUUCCGUAACGGGCCCGCCGCCCAAGAGAUUUGACUUCGUCGUACGGCCGAUGAUUCGCGGCAAAGUAAUGACUUUCUACGUCGUGAAACGUCCUGGCGUGGACGAGUUUUUGGAGAAAUUAGGAAACAAGUACGAGGUGGUAGUGUUCACGGCCGGGUUGCGCGAGUACGCGACGCUGGUGCUCGACCGGCUGGACCGGAAGCGGGUGAUUUCGCACCGGCUAUUCAGGGACACGUGUACGGAGGUGAAUGGGAGGUUCGUGAAGGACCUGGCAAUUCAGGGGAGGGACCUGAGCCGGCUGGUGAUUGUCGACGACAACCCCAACGCGUACAGCUUCCAGCCGGAGAACGCAAUCUCAAUCCUGCCGUUUGUGGACGACGUGGCCGACCGGGAGCUGAGGAGGGUGCUGGAGUUCUUCGAGGACGAGGAUGCUCGCUGCUGCGACGACAUUAGGGACGCUGUGAGGCGGUUUGUUGGGGAUGACGAGUCGAUAACGUCAUCAGACGACGACGACGAUGGGUUGGAGGUGGCGUUGGAGUUGGAGGAGAUGAUGGAUACCAAGUGUAAGCUCCCGGUGCUGAUGGUUUCAUCAAAAGCGCGGGAAAUCAUGAGUCGACGUGAAUUUCACCAGUUUGGGAUACCUAUUUUAGGGUUUCGGACGAGGAUGGUGGUGAUGUUCUGUUUGUUUCUGCUACUUCUUCAUGUAAUGUGCUUUCGCACGGAAUCAGUUCACACUUUUUUCUAGUAGUAGUAUUGAAAUUUAACAAGAGCUUCUUUUAGUUUUGUUUCUAAUAUAUAUUGAACCGUGGACUCCGUCUUUUACAUUUAAGUUUGAAUCGCUUCAUC
This is a messenger RNA of Malus domestica (apple), 1168 nucleotides long. RefSeq lists its product as uncharacterized. The record is from RefSeq and is a predicted model, not a curated record. Gene Ontology annotation, molecular function: phosphoprotein phosphatase activity. NCBI's taxonomy places the organism in Eukaryota, Viridiplantae, Streptophyta, Magnoliopsida, Rosales, Rosaceae.